GGGCGCGAUGAAGGGGGCGGGGGCGGUGCCUUGGAGCUCCGACCCAGCCGGGUCCAUGGGAGGGGUCUUCGCGCAGGCACACUCGGCGCCUGGGUCCCAGAGACGUGAUUCAUCCACUGUGAACCCGCAGCGUUUUCUCUCGAAGUCUCCACGCAAAGUGAUGCGCGCUCAAGGGCCUUACUGUUCGAUCCCGGUGGGCAGUCCUCCCUACAGGGUUUGAUUUUGAGAGUGUAUAGGGCCAGGUGGGACUAUCGCUAGGCCAGAAGCUCAAAAUUCGAGGGCGCAGCAACUACAUCCCAGGUCUGUGAGCACCGCAGCUAGGAGGUUGUUUAGGCUUCCUCUCUCUCCUCCAGCAUACUCUCCUCAGGUUUUGGGGGACCUGAGGAAAGUAAGGAGGGGGUCCUGGUCUCAGCCAGAGCCUUCCGUCCUUCUGUCCUUUGACUUCCGAUCUUGGGAUUGGAACGAAAAGAAAAUUCGUUCCAGGCAUGAAGGACUCUGGGACUUGGGAGAAUUUCACAGUAGAGUGUAGAUGAGAGAAUUGUUAAAAAUCCUGCUCAGCUCCAGGGAAAGCCAAAAGAUCCGAUCCGAAGGGUGACAGGCUGGGAAGAAAGCACAGCGUAUAGUCCAACUCAAGCCACUGUCCACAGGAGCCCAGAGGCCCAGAGAAGAGAAGGGCUGUCCCCAGGAUGCACUGCUGUCUUCCGUCAGUCUGCGGCAAGCGCUGAGGAAGACUUCGGGGUUGGAGGCUGAGACCCCCAGUCCUGAUAUUCUUCUGCCCAGCUCAGUCUCCUCUCCACUUAGGCUUCACAGAAGCCAAGAUCCAGGCGCCGGUCAGGAUCCCUUGCCACCCAGCCAUUGGAUUCCAUACUCCCAUCCAGACUGGACCCCUCCGCGAAAGGAUUUAGCUCACCGGCGGCGGCAUCUGCAAGGAACUCUUACCCACCGGCAGCACUUGCUCCUCUGCAGCGCUGCCCUCUGCUGGCGCCCUGCCCGUUGGUCCCUCUCCCUGCCCGGUACACCACUGGGCUCCAGAGGUUUUGCAUCUGCAGACUUCCUAUCGCCGGCUUGGCGCUUUAGUCUCCCGCCUGCCGGGCUGAGAAUGCCAGAGACCACUGGCUCCAACUAGAGCUUAUAGAGACCUGGAAUCCCAUGGUUGCCAAGAACGAGGCACGCUUAGCUCUGGGGAGCUGCUGGUGGGAAAGGGUUCUUUUCCUAGAGGCAUUAGAAGCUGGCUCGUGGGUCAGAUCUCAGUCCUGAGCUGCCAGCGCUACCCACGCCCAAGUCACAGGGCUUCGAAGGCCUGAAGAGUCUUCACUAUACCGUGGAGACCUAACACGGGGAACUCACACAAACCAGGCUGCCAGGCUGCGGAACUUUCCGUUGCGCAAUCUGGAAUUGCAUGGGAGGAGUGUGGAGGGAGGGGGUUCUGAGGACUUAAGCUGUUGAGUGAGGGGUGCCCAAACCCCCUCCAACGUGGUCCUUUCUGGAGCUGGUGUGGGGGUGGUCUAAGGCGUCCAGGAGGCUUCGGUGCACACAGGAAGCCGUGAUCUUCCCGACUUGGCAACUCUUUCUGAAGAGGUGUGGAACUGGCUCCCAGGUACCUUGGAAAGACGAUACAGAAUCCACUGGAGGAGCGAGGGGGGAUAGCGGGAAGGGGAAAGAAGGAAGAGAAAGGACCCGGGAAAGAAAGAAUGAUCAUUAAGAGACCAAAAAGAAAGAGGAACGUCUGUCUGGCAGCUUCCUAGGUCGAAAUCCUAGCAGCCUGACUCCAAAGCAGAGGCCAGCUGAUGGCUUUGCCCUGGGCUGGCCGCAGUUUCAGAGGCAUUUUGGGUCUGCAAUUCCCAUCUUACAUUGCUCUAGGGUAUCCCACAGAUGCUAGCAUUUGAUGGCUUUUCAAUACUCCCCACUCCCAGCUUAGUACUCGUAGGGCUGGGAGCCUAUCUAUCGUAGGUGAGAUCCAGCCCCGACGGCGACGCCCGAGGUUCUUCCUCAGCAGCCCUCCGUGCUGGCAGAAGUUUGACACUGGCUGUGCGCGGCGAGCAGAGCUGUCGGGGAGCCCGUUUAGGGCGAAGCGCCCGCUUGGGUAGCGCUGCCAGCGCCAGAGAUCUGCAUCACCCAAGCUUUCCGAAUGCUACCGCAGCCUAGGGAGUGAAGCCUCUAAAGAGUGCAGGAGAGGCUGUGGGGCUAAGGAUAGGUGGGAAUCGGACAGAGUACUGGGCUUGGUCAAGGAGAACAGCAAAGCUCAGGCAGCUCUGGGAGUGGCCCGCAGAGCUAGGAAGGUGAAGGUCUAGGCUGGGAUCCAUUGCUUGGCCCGGGUGGGCAUAGGGACCCGUGGGGCCAGCAGCCACACGCCCCCUCUUGCUCAGUCUAGUCCCGGGAGUAAAGGCAAGCCUCGCUGCGCAGCAUCCCCUUCUUCAACCCCAGCACCCCCCCCCACAUGCCCCCUCCCCGCUCCGGGCCGCGGGCUGAGCCUCCCUCCCUGCCUGGAGCUUCCCACGGGGAGAGGAGGAGGGGGAGGAGGAGGAAGGAUCGGAGGAGAGGGAGGAGCAGAGGGGGACUAUUCUGAGCGGUCCGCACGCUGCCCCCGCCCCUCGCGCUGUCGGUGAAGGCUCCUUCGAGCCUGGCCGGGUACAAGUCUGUCCUUCGACGUCAGGGGGUCAUUAAUAACCAAUUAGGAGGGUCACUGCGGCUCCUAUAAAAGAGCCGAGAUUUUGCCAAGGGGAGGACGGUCCUGGCUGGGCGAGUGGGGAACCGAGAGUCCUUGGUCGUUGUCUUUCUGCAGCCACCCGCCACCCACCCUUCCCGUACCCCUCCUGGUAUCCACCCCUGUCUCCAUCCGCGGACUUCCAGCCCUCCGUGCCAUCUCUGCCAUCUCUGCGGAUUUUGUGAAUCCCCAGCUUGAUUCCCUGUCCUCCCAGCCAUCCCUUGCCACGCACUCCCCAGUGCACCCUCCUCCUGCUCCUCUUCCUCCUCCUCCUCCUCCUCCUCCCUCGUGUUGUGUCACCCUCCUCUCUUUUCACUCCUUUGAUCCCUCUUCGUUGCCCACCUCUCCGGAGUCCACCCAGUCAUCCUUUCCGCGGCGCCGGCGGCGAGCCCUUGGCCGCCCAUGAUGGGCUCUGUGCUCCCAGCUGAGGCCCUGGUGCUCAAAACCGGGCUGAAGGCUCCGGGGCUGGCGCUGGCAGAGGUCAUCACCUCCGACAUCCUGCACAGUUUCUUAUAUGGCCGAUGGCGCAACGUGCUAGGCGAACAGCUGCUGGAGGACAAGAGCCACCACGCCAGCCCAAAGACCGCCUUCACGGCCGAGGUCCUGGCGCAGUCCUUCUCCGGAGAAGUGCAGAAGCUAUCUAGCUUGGUGCUGCCAGUGGAAGUGAUCAUCGCCCAGAGUUCCAUCCCAGGCGAGGGCCUUGGCAUCUUCUCCAAGACGUGGAUCAAGGCAGGCACAGAGAUGGGCCCCUUCACUGGCCGAGUCAUUGCCCCAGAGCAUGUGGAUAUCUGCAAAAACAACAACCUGAUGUGGGAGGUAUUCAAUGAGGAUGGUACAGUACGCUACUUCAUCGAUGCCAGCCAGGAAGACCACCGAAGCUGGAUGACCUACAUCAAGUGUGCCCGGAACGAGCAGGAGCAGAAUCUGGAGGUGGUCCAAAUAGGCACAAGCAUCUUCUACAAGGCCAUUGAGAUGAUCCCUCCAGACCAGGAACUGCUGGUGUGGUAUGGAAAUUCCCACAACACCUUCCUGGGCAUCCCAGGUGUGCCUGGACUGGAGGAGGAACAAAAGAAAAACAAGCAUGAGGACUUCCACCCGGCGGACUCCGCGACCGGCACCGCGGGCCGCAUGCGCUGCGUCAUCUGCCACCGCGGCUUCAACUCGCGCAGCAACCUGCGCUCGCACAUGCGUAUCCACACGCUGGACAAGCCCUUCGUGUGCCGCUUCUGCAACCGCCGCUUCAGCCAGUCUUCCACGCUGCGCAACCACGUGCGCCUGCACACGGGCGAGCGUCCCUACAAGUGCCAGGUGUGCCAGAGCGCCUACUCGCAGCUGGCCGGCCUGCGCGCGCACCAGAAGAGUGCGCGCCACCGGCCGCCCAGCACCGCGCUCCAGGCGCACUCGCCCGCGCUCCCCGCGCCCCACGCCCACGCGCCCGCGCUCGCCGCCGCCGCCGCUGCGGCCGCCGCGGCGCACCACCUGCCGGCCAUGGUGCUGUGAGCGCCGCGCACGCGCUCCACGCGCACGCGCCUCCCCGCCGCCGCUGCGACGGACCCGACCCCCCGCGCCGCGCGCCAUCCAGGCGCCGGCUACCCGGAACCCACUCCCGAUCCGUCUCGCAGAAGACGACGCCGAGGGGCGACGUCCCCUUUUGCCCAGGCCACCCGGCUGGUGUGGCUGCUGCCCUGUUCUCUCUUCUUGGGAGCCGGUCCCCAUGUCCGGUCCCCAUCUCGGAGUGUCCCUCCUGCAGGGCCGCGUCCCUACGCGGACAUCUCUCUUCUAGACGACAGGAGAGAGGGGACAGACGAUCUCCAAAGAGAGCUGAGUAGUUGGGAGUGGAAGAGAGAGCUACCUCCUUGGCCCAGAGUGGGCCUGGGGCGGCGAUGCUCAUCUUUGCCUCCUGGGAAUGGCGUCUUGAAGUGUCGGAGUGGAGGGAAAGACGUUGACCCUUGGCUGCGAUUGGAGCCCCAAGGUGAUUAGCACAGACCGGGAGAGACCAGCUCAUCCUGGGCCCUGCUUUCCUUCCAGUGCACCCGGCUCCCAGGGAAGGACGAGAUGCUGAUACAUUCUGCAGUGUGUUGGGCAGGUUGAGAGUGGAGUCACAAGGAACAUUCACCAUAGCCCCUGGGCAAGACCCUGACCCUUUCGGAGCCUCAGUUUCCCCCUCUAUAGAACGCAGGAAUUAAACUAGUGCUCCCUUUCUUAAAUCUCAACUGUCUUCUGAGCUUAGGAAUGGAGAGGCAUCCUCACCUCCACCCUACUAGGUCCCCAAACAAGAGAAUGAGCGACCAUACAGGGGUCUGGAGCCGAGGUUGGCUUCUCCGCCCAGAAAGUUUGCCUGAGGCGCGUGGAGCCCGGGGUUCUUCCCCACGACCCCACACUCCCACGGGCUCCUGCCCAUGCCGUUCCCUGCUCUGUCCGUGGGCGCCCUCUAGUGUCAGCCCAAAUCUUGUCAUUUACCAGAAUCCCCUCCGCCCAACACACACACACACCCCACAUACAAUCCAUCCACACACCUGGGCGUUUGUAAUAAAAAAACCCCCACAAAACUAUAAUAAUAUUAACAAAAAGUAUAACAUGUAUAGAGUUUUCAAGGAAGUGUGUACUACUCCCAGAAAAAACUGUCACUUUAACUUUGUAAAUGUUUAUCUAAGAUGAUAUUUACGAAACUGUGAUAUAUAUUAUUUGAUUGUAUAUGUACAACUGUAAAUACAUUUGUACUUCUCUUGUAUUCUAAAAUAAACAUUACUUGGAACAUGUA
Molecule: messenger RNA, 5465 nt
Organism: Mastomys coucha (southern multimammate mouse)
Lineage: Eukaryota; Metazoa; Chordata; Mammalia; Rodentia; Muridae
Gene: Prdm12
Product: PR/SET domain 12
Exons: 5
Coding region: 3107-4204 (365 amino acids)
Biological process (GO): neurogenesis
Cellular component (GO): nucleus
Molecular function (GO): histone methyltransferase binding
Source: RefSeq, a predicted model, not a curated record